Molecule: messenger RNA, 1872 nt
Organism: Caenorhabditis bovis
Lineage: Eukaryota; Metazoa; Nematoda; Chromadorea; Rhabditida; Rhabditidae
Source: the annotation of a GenBank genome assembly
AUGGGCGGUCUUGUGAGCCCCGAGCCGAAUCCCUCAAGACUUCAGCUCACCGAAGAAUUGUGUUCGGCUGAUGAAUGCCUCAUCGAGAAGCAUUGGAGCGAAGAAGACGUUUGCGCUUAUGUGAGAUGUAAUAAAGACGCCUGUGAAGGUGGUGGCUACCUUCAAUGGUCCGCUUAUGUCAAAUGCGAAUAUCGAGAUGGAUUGAGGAUUUUCCUUAUUAUUAUCGGCAUCCUUUAUCUUCUGUUCCUCUUUAUUAUCAUGACUUAUGUUGCCGAUGACUUCUUCUCGCCGGCGAUUGCUGGAAUUGUUAAGCAUCUCCGAAUGAGUGAAUCCAUCGCGGGUGUUACGUUCUUAGCUUUUGGAAAUGGCGCGCCUGAUGUAUUCGGAUCAAUUGCUUCAGUAAUUGCUAGUCCGAAACCAAAAGCCGAUCUUGCGAUUGGAGACAUUCUAGGCGGCGGCAUUUUUGUCACUACGGUAGUUUUGUCCGCAAUCAUCUUCACGAAAUCCUUCAGAAUUGCGGCUCUCGCCACCACACGUGACAUCGUCUUUUUUUUGAUCGCUGAUAUUUUCAUUGCGAUCUGCUUCAUUUGUUACGAUCAUGUCUACACAUGGAUGCCGCUUACAUUUCUUGGAAUUUACGCUUUAUACGUGAUAUCGGUGAUAUUGAUGAGACUCAACUCAAUGAGGAGGAAACGAUUAAGGGCAUUGAGGAAAAUUCAAGAAGUCGAGGAGGGUUCAAGCACAUCUGGAACAAUCCACCAUCAUACGCAUAAAAUCUCAACGGUUAUCAAUUUCUUUAUGGACUAUGCGCAUGUUAUCAAAAUGCUACAUAUGCAUAAAUUUUCCACUAAUACUAAAUUCGCUAUUCCAACGGCCCAUAAAUCAAGUGAUUCGGAAUCACUAUUUGACUGGGAUGGCGAUGAUGAAGGUGAAGAAGCCGAAUUUGUCAUUGCACAUCGACACGUCUACACUUCAUACGAUCAAGCCAGCUUAGCAUUAUCUGAUAUGGAGGAGAUUCAUCCAACCAGCUGGAAGUCAUGGGAUUGGGUUCGCGACUUGUUGCACCAUAUCAGGCCGUACCCGACACAAGAGGAUCUCAGUGAGCUCAAUUAUUUCUCGAAGGUGGUUAGAGUGAUUGCUACUCUUCCGCUGUUCUUCAUGAAAAUAACAAUACCAUCGAAUGAGAUGUCAUAUUGCAAACCUCUUCUCAUACUUCAUUGUUUCGCUUCAGUGCAAUUUGCUUUAUUCGCAAUUCAAUUAUCCCAAAAAUCGCCGUUCCAUGGAAGUCCUGGACUUUGGCUAUAUGGUUUGGCAGUUUCAGCAGUGUUGUCAAUACUGGCACUCAUCUUCACACCGCUGUCAAGAGAGCAGAAAUAUUAUAAGGAAAUUUACUCCUAUCUUGGAUUCUUAAUGUCAAUUUGUUGGAUUUACGUCACAUCUUCUGAAAUCAUAAAUGUUAUCACAAUGAUUGGCGUAGCGACUGGAGUCUCCCAGGAACUUCUCGGUUUAACUAUUAUGGCGUGGAGUAAUUGUAUCGGAGAUGUUGUUGCCGACAUUGCCGUAGUCAAACAAGGGUACCCGAAAAUGGCGAUGGCUGCUGCCAUUGGUGGCCCUUUAUUCAACCUUCUCAUCGGAUUCGGACUUCCCUUCACAAUCGCUUGCCUUCAAGGAAAAGAUAUCGAACUCCAAAUCACUCCGGUUUACAAACUCCUUAUGCUAUUUUUAGCAAUUUCUCUAAUUACAAGCCUUAUAGCCAUAUUUGUGCAAAAGUUCAAGGUUCACUGGCAACAUGCUGUCGUCCUUCUCAUAGUAUUCGUCGCUUUCCUCAUCUUUAUCAUCCUCACAGAAACCAAUGUAUUGGUUUGGAACUAA